AUGUCACCAGGGACAGAGACAGACCUAGACAACAUGUUCCUAGUGCAAACGGCCUCAAACGAUUGUGAAGAGCUGUAUAGAAUGGACGUCCUUGGACUUGAAGACGCACCUAGUGGUGAUCAAAGCGUUGUCUACGCAGAGUUUCGUAAACAGCUUAGAUGCAGUCCUGAUGGGUGGUAUGAAGCACAGCUUCCUUGGAAAGGAGACCACCCUCCCCUACCUUCGAAUGAAUCUGGGAGCUUGAAACGCCUGGGAAGUCUAGUACAACGUCUAAAGAAAACAGGCCGUCUGGACAAAUACGAUGCGAUAAUCCAGGACCAACUGCGCGAAGGAAUUGUGGAAGAGGCAGACAUGCCAGCCAGUGGGAAAGAAUUUUACAUACCCCACAGAGCCGUGGUGAGGGAGAAUGUAGAGUCGACCAAGAUGCGGGUAGUCUAUGAUGCCUCAGCCAAAGCCCAUAGCUCUGCACCCUCACUAAAUGACUGCUUGGAGGUUGGACCACUGCUCCAAAAUAAACUUUGGAAGGUUCUAGUGCGGGGAAGAUUCCAUCCUGUGGCUCUUGCUGGUGAUAUUCACAAAGCCUUUCUCCAAUGUGUGGAAGAGAUUGAGCGUGAGCUAUAUGUGGAUGACAUAUUAUCUGAUGGACCUACUACUGAAGAAGUGAAACAGAAGAAAGCCACAACAACUGAGAUAUUUGCCCAAGCUACUUUCCAUUUGCACAAGUGGCACUCGAACGUGAAAGAGCUGGAACUGGAUGAUGUACCCGAAGACAAUGCAAAAGAACUGGAGCUGGUUACAGUGAAUGAGCACGAAGACAACUUAGCUACGCGAAGCAACAGCUGGGUGUUCAAUCUAGACAGUGUGGACUCCUGGGAUUGA
Pocillopora verrucosa is the source of this 879-nucleotide messenger RNA. Lineage: Eukaryota; Metazoa; Cnidaria; Anthozoa; Scleractinia; Pocilloporidae. The record is from RefSeq and is a predicted model, not a curated record.